GGGACUAUCAAGGCAGACGUGUAUCCAUACCCAGGAUUCCCCUCAUGUCAAAUGAAGAUACUGGGUUGCCCUUUGUGCUGAAAAGAGAACAAUUUCAUGUACGACCAGCAUUUGUCUUGACCAUAAAUAAAUCCCAAGGUCAAACACUGUCUCAUAUUGAUUUGUAUCUUACACAACCUGUCUUCAUUCGUGAACAGUUGUACGUAGCCAUGUCAAGAAUACGUAAAGAAUGUAAUCUCAAGGUAUUUGUGAAGAAUGGGAUAUUACAAGGCAAAGAUUGGAUUUAUACGCGGAACAUUGUAUACAAAGAAGCUUUAAUAUUAUAG
Molecule: messenger RNA, 326 nt
Organism: Entrophospora candida
Lineage: Eukaryota; Fungi; Glomeromycota; Glomeromycetes; Entrophosporales; Entrophosporaceae
Source: the annotation of a GenBank genome assembly